Triplophysa rosa is the source of this 3667-nucleotide messenger RNA. It is a transcript of the gene rdh10a, whose product is annotated as retinol dehydrogenase 10a. The transcript has 6 exons. Gene Ontology annotation, molecular function: oxidoreductase activity, acting on the CH-OH group of donors, NAD or NADP as acceptor. Bases 551 to 1576 code for a protein of 341 amino acids. The record is from RefSeq and is a predicted model, not a curated record. NCBI's taxonomy places the organism in Eukaryota, Metazoa, Chordata, Actinopteri, Cypriniformes, Nemacheilidae. Gene Ontology annotation, cellular component: lipid droplet.
GCUGGUUUAAAUAGAGAGGCAGCCGCAGCGGUGCUCUUAUGAGAUCCGUCAGGAGUCCGUCUAUCACUCUCACUCGCUCUGGCAGCUAUUGCGCGCAUCCGUGCCGGGAUACGAGCGCUUUUUUGGGCAUUAGCUUGCGGAAAGAUUCGUUUGUAUGUAUCGCAACAAUUCUUCAUUUUUCUAAGACAAACCGACUUGUAGCGUUAAAUAGGGGCGUGUACUGAAGCGUAAAGAGACCCACACCUGUUCGCUCGGCAAGGUGCGCUUUUAUUUGUGAUGCUGGCAUUAUUGUCGUUUAAUGCGUUAUUUUGCUAACUGGUGUAGAGUGUUGUAUAUAUGUGUAUCUGAAAUGUUAUGACAUUUGGGGUUAAUUAAAUGCUCACCCCGUAAACUUCUUAUAUAGGCGGAUAGUGAAAGAAUAAAUUAAAUGUUAAUGUUAGUAACGAAACGCAAAACUCAGGUUGUUUAAUAUAACGGGACGUUGUACGCAUUCAUUUUUAUUUAAUACUAAUUUACAGACUUUUUCGGCGUACAGAAACGACGGUAUACGAUGAUGAUUAACAUUGUCGCGGAGUUUUUCGUGGUCAUUCUGAAAGUACUCUGGGCCAUCGUGAUGGCCGGACUGAAGUGGUUCAUACGGCCGAAGGAGAAGAGCGUAGCGGGACAGGUGUGUCUGAUCACCGGGGCGGGCGGUGAGCUCGGGCGGCUGUACGCGAAGGAGUUCGCCCGGCGUCGGGCUACUUUGGUGCUGUGGGACAUCAAUAGCCAGAGCAAUGAAGAGACGGCGGAAGUGGUUCGGCAGAUUUACAGAGAGCGGGACAACCCCAUGACAAAAGAGGAAUCUGUUGGAGGUGUGGAAGAGGUCCCUCCUUUCCAGCCACAGGUGUACACGUAUGUGGUUGAUGUGGGGAAGAGAGAGAGCGUGUAUGCCACAGCAGAGCGAGUACGCAGGGAGGUUGGUGAAGUGGACUUGUUGAUCAACAACGCCGGUGUGGUGUCCGGCCACCAUCUGCUCGAGUGUCCCGAUGAGCUGAUCGAACGGACCAUGGUGGUGAACUGCCACGCUCACUUCUGGACCACCAAGGCGUUUCUUCCCAAGAUGCUAGAGAUGAACCAUGGCCACAUUGUGACGGUUGCCAGUUCGCUGGGUCUGUUCAGCACAGCUGGUGUGGAGGAUUACUGCGCUAGCAAGUUUGGUGCCAUCGGCUUCCACGAGUCCCUGAGUCACGAGAUCAAGGCUUCGGAGAAGGACGGUAUCAAGAUGACUCUGGUUUGUCCUUACCUGGUGGACGCGGGCAUGUUCAAAGGUUGCAGAAUAAGGAAAGAGAUCGAGCCAUUUCUCCCUCCACUGAGGCCAGAGUUCUGCGUGAAACAGGCCAUGAGAGCCAUCCUGACAGACCAGCCCAUGAUCUGCACGCCUCGCAUCAUAUACAUGGUCAACUUUAUGAAAAGCAUUUUGCCAUUCGAAGCAAUCGUGUGCAUGUACCGAUUCCUGGGAGCGGAUAAGUGCAUGUACCCCUUCUUGGCUCAAAGGAAGGAAGCGAUGAACAACAACGAGGCUAAGAACGGGAUCUAGACAGCGCUGUUUUUUUAGCUCCAGAAGGGGCGUGUUUUUGAGGCGCGUGCAGAUGAGACCACUGAGGUUGAAGCGAGAGAUGGAUAAAGACUGGUGCACUUGCAUUUGUUAGAUGCAAAGGUUUACCGUAUUGUUCCUCUGGAACAAAGAAAGCUGUGUACUACACUAAGGAUUUAUUUGUCUGUUUUUUUUUUUGAAGGUUUGUUUAAAGAAACCGUUCAUCUAUACUCUGUGUCAAUAGUUUUGAAAUCAUACAUGAGAUAUUCAGUAAUUAACUAUUUACGUAAUGUAGUCACCAGCAUUAUCUAGUGUCUUCGUGAAAAUAUACAGUAUGUUACUGUACGAACAGUAAAAUCUUGUCACUUUUUUUGUUUUGUGUGUAGACAUGCACUGUAUUUACUUUCUUCUACACUGCCAGCAUUAUCUAAACAGUUCAGUGUGGUACUUUGCCAUUUAAAUCCCCAGUUUGUUUCAAGACAACAGAAAAUCAUGUGCUAGAUAAAGGUCCAAUGAUAAACCGUGUGAUGGGUUAUCGUCCGUUCUUCUAAACACGACCGUUUAUGCUGACCAAUUGUAUUUUCUGAUUCCAACUGUGUUAAAGGUCAUGUAUCAGAAAAGGUUUCGGUGAUAUGUGACCUAAAGAUGCGCAUCUGUCGCACAUUCUUCAACCCAUUUUAUCUCCUAAAUUAUCACCGACUCGAGCCAUGUUUAGUUUGUGUAUGGGAUUCUGAAUACCAAAUGCUAUACUUCGUUUAUGUGAUCCAUUUUCAACUUUUGCAUCAACUUGGAUCAAAUUAUGCAUAUAUUUGGGGGGGGUUAGAAAUGGGAAUGACUCCUGUAAAAAAUUUUUUUUGCAUUUUAAUGCGAAGCAUUUUAAUGUAACACACUCGCCAUUGUCCAGUUAAAUUGUCUGAAUUGUCAUUUUGUGUAUGCAAACCUAUUUGAUUAUUGAAAGACAUCACAGAUAUAUAUUUGGAUACUUUGUAUGUAAAGAAAAAAUGACGAAACGCACGAGUUUAAACUACAUUCCAACAGGCAUCACCGACUGCGAUGACCCUAAAUCUCUACCUCUUCACUUUUGCCAUUUGUUUAACAGUAUGACAUAAAUACUUUUUUGUAACUUUCCUAAAGACUGCUCUAUAGAGGAGCACAAGAUGUGACUCCAAUGUUUAGUGUCUCUACCUAACUUAAAUUAAUAAAAUGAUUUAGAUUACUGUGGUUUGUUUAUUAAGACUUGACCUUGAAUACAGCUGAGCUUGCGACCACAGAAGAAUCUAAAAACUCUCAGCACCGCAGUAUAAUGUAAGCAAAUACCAGAAAUUCUGGAGAUACAGAGCACAGAUCUAGGUUUUGAAGACUCGGUACUUCACAUUGGCAAUUUUUUACAUUCCAUUAGAUUCCUAAGCUCAUCUAUAACAACUUCAAGUGGAAUGAGUGAUGCACACAAAAGGGGAACUACAUUUACAGUACUGGUGGGUAGAAGUCCUAAUAUCACAGCAUUUGGGUGGGAUCCUGGGGAGUAAACAAUGUAGAAUUUUAUGACUCAAAUCUUCCAUUGUAACCAAUAUGCCUGUAGUAGUGAGCCGAGAUGUACGUUUCACUGAGGGGGAAAUGCAUCAUAGGAAGAGAGGAGGUUUUCAUUGCAAAGCUUGUGUCAAUAAACACGCCGCUCAAGUGUGAUGAACAUAGUGUGAGUAAACUCAAUGUGAUAAUUCAGUGACAAAUUUCUCUAUAGCACAUGUCUAAUAAGAUUUCAUUGUGUUAACAGACAUGGAAAAUAAUAAGUAUUAAUUAGCCUGACGUCAUUUGCAUCAAUUCAGAAAAGAAUUACUUGAAUGAAUGAAUCAAGCUAAUUAACUAACCCAUAGAAAUCGUCACUGAGGACAUUCAGUUCCCUGGACAGCCAAUGGUCAUCAAUUGUUACACAACCACAAGUAGACAUCAAUAUGUUCGCCUGCAGUGGAGGCAUUUAAGUCUGGAUAAUUAGACUGAGUGACGGGCCAUGGAGAGAUUAGAGUUAAUACAGAAAGAGAGAGAGAGAUAUUGACACAUCAAACCCCUGCAGCUGAGUGUCAGAUAGAAUCAGUCUAC